CUCUUUCAGUUUAUCGUAUGCAACUUGAGCGAGCGGAUGCUUGUGACGGUGUGUCGCUUUAUUAACGAAAUUAAGAUUCCGAAAAUUUUCUCGAACGAUCACGUCCGAUUUACGUUUCAUUAUCUUACGAAAUUGUCGAUAAUCAUUAACACAGAGUGAUUGAGAAUAUAUAAAAAAAAAAAAAGAAAAUAAAUAAAUCCAAUUGACUCGUGUACACAGUGUCGUUAGGAGAACAUCGUACAAAUUCAAGAAAUCAGCCAUGGCUGCUAUGUCCGUGAUCGGGAUCGACUUCGGAAAUGAGAGCUGUUAUGUAGCCGUAGCAAGAGCGGGAGGUAUCGAGACUAUAGCCAAUGAUUAUAGUCUUCGUAACACACCAUCAUGUGUAGCAUUCAGUGAAAAAAAUCGUAUACUUGGUGUAGCGGCAAAAAAUCAAAUGGUAACCAACAUGAAGAAUACCAUUUAUGGAUUCAAGAGGCUUUUAGGUAGAAAGUUUAAUGAUCUCCAAGUACAGCGUGAACUUAAAUGUUUAUCAUUUAAAAGCUCCCAACAGGCAGAUGGAAAUAUUGGGAUACAUGUACAAUAUUUAGGAGAAGAACAUAUUUUUUCACCUGAACAAAUAACUGCAAUGUUAUUUACAAAAUUGAAGGAUACUUCUGAAACGGCACUUCAGACAGCAGUCAAUGAUUGUGUUAUAUCUGUUCCAUCAUAUUAUACGCAAGCUGAAAGGCAAGCUUUGCUUGAUGCUGCACGUAUUGCCGGUCUAAAUGUCCUUAGAUUGUUUAACGAAACAACUGCUACUGCUCUAUGUUAUGGUAUUUAUAAACAAGAUUUACCAGCUCCUGAAGCAGCACCAAGAAAUGUAGUUUUCGUUGAUUGUGGCUAUGCUAGUUUACAAGUGUGUAUUUGUGCUUUCCAUAAAGGAAAACUCAAGAUGUUAGCUAGUGCAGCUGAUAGUAAUUUGGGUGGUAGAGAUAUAGAUAUUAUCUUAGCAGAACAUUUUUGCAGAGAUUUUCAGACUCGAUAUCGCAUAGAUCCACAUACAAGUCCGCGGGCGUACUUAAGGUUACUUGCUGAAGUAGAAAAAUUGAAGAAACAAAUGUCAGCCAAUUCUACUACUCUUCCUCUUAACAUUGAAUGUUUUAUGGAAGAAAAGGAUGUUCACGGUGAGAUGAAAAGAGCUGACAUGGAAUCUAUGUGUGCUCACUUAUUCAAACGUGUUGAAUCAACUCUUAGGCAAUGUCUAGCAGAUUCUAAACUAAAACCAGAAGACAUACAUUCGAUGGAAAUAGCUGGUGGAUCUAGUCGUGUUCCUGCAUUGAAACGUGCAGUUGAAGAAGUAUUUGGUCGUCCAAUAUCAACAACAUUGAAUCAGGACGAGGCGGUUUCUCGUGGUUGCGCAUUGCAAUGUGCAAUGCUCAGCCCUGCAGUUAGGGUUCGAGAAUUUUCAGUCACCGAUAUACAACCAUAUCCAUUGAAAUUGACAUGGGAUCCUACUCAAGGAGAAGAAGGAGAAAUGGAGGUGUUUGGACAUAAUCAUCCAAUCCCGUUUUCGAAGAUGCUAACUUUUUAUCGUUCAAAUUCAUUUACGCUCACAGCUAGCUACAGUAUGCCUCCAUCAUCGCAUCCUCAAACACAUAUUGGUGUCUUUGUUAUUAAAAAUGUGAAGCCAACACCAGAAGGUGAGGCUUCGAAAGUUAAGGUAAAAGUGAGGAUAAAUCUCAAUGGUAUCCUUACCAUUGCGUCGGCAUCGCUCGUGGAGAAACGUGAACCAACGCAACAGGAGAAAGAGGAAGAAGAAAAAUUAUUGCAACAGCAACAAAAUAACAUGGACGUCGAACAACAACAACAGGAUAAUAAGAAAGAUAAAUCUGAUCAAGAAGCACAAGCAAAUGAACCACCAGCACCAGAGGUGAGCAUGGAUAAGACUCGAAGAAACUCAGAUGCUGACAAUGCUGGAAGAGAUGUUAGGGGUUCUGCCCCUUCCUGCUCCUCGAGGAUUCUUUCUUGGUUCAGCUCGGGAGAAGAUAAAGGAGAAGAUGGCAAAGGCAAGAAAAAAGUUCCUGUACGUACAAUCGAAUUACCAAUCGAGGCAAAUGUUAAUGGACUAUCUCAAAGAAAGUUAGAUGCGGCCUUAGAAAAAGAGUGUAAAAUGAUUGCUGAAGAUAGACAAGAGAACGAACGUAUCGAUGCGCGUAAUGCAUUAGAGGAAUACGUUUACGAUUUACGGGCUAAACUAACCGAUGAUUAUCAAUUAGCUACUUUCGUCGCGGAAACUGACAAAGAUGCACUUAGCCGUACGUUAGAUGAAACUGAAAUCUGGCUUUACGAGGAAGGGGAAGAUUGUCAAAGACAAGUUUAUAUAGAUCGUCUUACACGCCUAAAGGCACAAGGUGAGCCAAUAAAAGAAAGGAGACGAGAAUUCGAAGGAAGAGGUCAUGUAUUGGAUGAACUAGCAGGUGCAUUACAACUUGCUAAAAAGGGAAUAGAUAACAUUAAGGCUUCCUUUGGAAAGGACGAUAAGUACUCUCACUUAACGGAUGAUGAGAUAAAGAAGAUCGAGAAAACAGUACAAGAGAAAUGGGCUUGGCUGGAAGAGAAACGCGUAAUACUUGCAGGUACUCCACGUACGCAACAACCGCCAGUAACUGUAUCCCAAAUACGUUCGGAAAAACAGGCAUUAGAUAACGUUGUAUUGCCAGUUUUGAAUAAACCUAAACCUAAGGUAGAACCUCCUAAAGAGGAAAAACCAAAGGACAAAACUGCCAAUGAUCAAAAGAGUACUAAUCAGAAUAGCCAGGGCGACGCUCAUCAACCACAAACCGAAGAAGAAAAGAUGGAUGUUGAGUAACAGUCAUCUCGAUUUAUGUUUUUCUAAUAUUAUUAAAUUUACCAAGAUUGAGAAAUGGUGAAUAUUUCAUUAUGAAAUCAUCUUCAUCAUUGUCACACAAGCGCCUGAUAUGACUUAGUUAGACAGCACAUGUUGUUUUUCUAUUUCUCUGUCUCUCUCUUUCUCUCUUUCUCUGUCUGUCUAUUUCUCUUUCUCCCUCUUGUUUUAUUUCCCUUUAAUUAUUGUCAAUCUGAUAAACUUCUAGUUCGUUGAGCGAUCGUUUGUUAUUCGGAAGCGAGUGUCUUGGAAAUGCAGAAAAAUAAUACACCCAAGGUGAGAAUAGCUUUAGUAAUUAAACAAUGAAUUAUUCGUACUAUCGUGUCAUUCAUAUAUUGUAAUAUAUAUAUAUAUUAUAUAUAUAUAUAAUACACAUAAACGAAAUAUAGAUAUAUACUAAUGUAGUAUAUGUAUACAGGGUAGAUCAUUUAAAAUAUUAGAAGUUUAUUAAGUUCAUUAAAUGAAUAAUAAAAAUAAUAUCACCGGUCUUAAAUAAUUCGACUCGGAGAAAUUUUAUUCCACCCUGUAUACAUGUAUCAUCUUUUUCGUACCUUUGUGACAUAUUUUAGGUAAUAUAACAAAUUUAUGAGAGAUUUAUUAUAUUAUUAAUAAAUUUCCAAGACACGAUUUAAUAAAGAAAAUUGCUCUGCCAGUGAGAUACUCAAAAGAGACUCCUGAGUAUUCUAAUGCCAGUGAAAAUGUUUAAUACUAAGUUAAAUUAAAAUUAACUAAAUUAAAUUGUGAAGUAGGAAACAUCGCUGGCGAUCUUAUAUAUUUAAAAUAACACGUAUUGUUCAUUCCAUCGUUUUCGAAAACGGACAGCGAAAAUCUACUGUCACACAAAUUUAUGUUGCAUUUAUGAUACUUAAAUAAAUUAAUAUUUCACUUAUUCAAUUCACCAAGCCUGCUAUAGUAGUCACAUUGAGUAAGUAUUAGGCAGCUGUAGCUUUAUAAAAGCUACUCUCUUCCUUAAGGAAAAACAAUUACAGUGAAGGGAAGGACUAUUGUUAUUUUCAUUAAUUUUCGUAAUGAAAAUUGAGCUUUCAGUACCGGAAUAGUAAAGUUCUAGUUCCUAGUUAAUUAGAUAUACUUGUAAUUUUACAUAGUGACAAUGUGUAUAUAAUUAAUAAGCUUUGGUACAUCUCAGCCAUUUUAUUUUUGAUUAUUCAUGACUUUUACACAUGUAAUAUCUUGAUGAUUUCUGGUCACAGCAAGGCAUACACAUUUUUUUUUAUUCAUUUUAAAAAUGCCUUACAUACACACAUACAUACAUUGAUUAUAAUAUAACAUUAUUAUUUAUGCUUGAUAAAAAUAAAGAAGAAAUUGAAAAGAAUAUAUAACUAUUGUUGAUGUUAUAUUCAAUCAUCGUAAUAUGACGUAAUAUGACAUAAUUUUUGGAACAUAUUAAAUAAUAAAAGUUUACUGAAAUUAAAAAUUAAAUCAUCUACUCCCAAUAUUUAUAUUAAUAUAAAAAAUAUAAUAGUUUAGUUUUAAAUUUAGCAGGAAUGUUUCAAUAUUUUUUUCAUUAUAUAAAUAAUAUUAAUUUCUGCUACAUCAUGCAUCUAAUGUAUCAUAUAUAAUCAAACUUUGAAUAUUAAAUAUCGUCAAAGCUUAUGUAAAUUAUAUAUUAAAAUUAUAUGAGCAAACCACAUUUUUGGUUGAUUAUAUGUUGACAGUGAUUAAAUGUAGAUGAACCAUGGAAGUGUACUAAAUUGCAUGCAUGGACUAAUAAAAGGAUUAAUCUUUCUUGA
Molecule: messenger RNA, 4635 nt
Organism: Vespula pensylvanica (western yellowjacket)
Lineage: Eukaryota; Metazoa; Arthropoda; Insecta; Hymenoptera; Vespidae
Gene: Hsc70Cb
Product: 97 kDa heat shock protein
Exons: 12
Coding region: 260-2848 (862 amino acids)
Biological process (GO): protein folding
Cellular component (GO): cytosol; nucleus
Molecular function (GO): ATP binding; ATP-dependent protein folding chaperone
Source: RefSeq, a predicted model, not a curated record